Sordaria macrospora k-hell is the source of this 1815-nucleotide messenger RNA. RefSeq lists its product as uncharacterized. Gene Ontology annotation, cellular component: nucleus. The record is from RefSeq and is a predicted model, not a curated record. Gene Ontology annotation, biological process: mismatch repair; base-excision repair. Gene Ontology annotation, molecular function: adenine/guanine mispair binding; oxidized purine DNA binding; 8-oxo-7,8-dihydroguanine DNA N-glycosylase activity. NCBI's taxonomy places the organism in Eukaryota, Fungi, Ascomycota, Sordariomycetes, Sordariales, Sordariaceae.
AUGCACCCAAGCCUCCGCACCCUGACCGCCCAAGCCAUAAUCAACCAGACAUCUACGACGACAGCAGUCCAGUCUUCCACCGCCACCAUCAAACAACAACACGACGCGCCACAUCAGCUGAUAUCAAGUCACACAGAGUCCGAACAUGACGCCUCUUCUCUCCCAGACCAGCAAGGCGAGAUGGACGUCAUUUUCGAGCACGACAUGGAUGAAGAGGUCGAUGAUGUGGACAACGAGGAGAUCGGCGCGGUUAAACCAGAUGCUCCCCAAUUCUCUGGACCCGAUGGCGAGCUCAAGGCCUGGAAGCCCCGAUACCCCAAGGCCAGCCGGGCAAACGGUACUGCCGUCACCACCACGCGGACCACGUGGACGUGGAGACCGAAAACUCCCGGACAAUUGGAACUCAGACAAGCCGAAGCCAUUGCCCAGAUCUUUCCCACUUCUCCUCACGCCCACAACAAUAUCAGCACCUAUCCAUUACCUCCAGACCAACUACACGGAUAUAGCUACCACCGUCCCCUCCUCUUGGCCUUCCCUGCUAGCACCGAAUCCCUCUCUCCACAAGAUCCCGUAGCUGCAGCUCGCAAGCAUCGCGAUGCCCUCCUCACUUGGUUCGACAAUUACUCCGCAGCUCGCCCAAUGCCGUGGCAGAAGCCUUGGAUUGAUCCCAGUCCUUUGCUUUGCCCUACCAGCACGGACAAUAUGCCUUUCACCACCGACGCAGCCGAACAAGAAAAGCAAGCACAAACUCUCCAGACCCUUCGCUCCAGCAUCCGCCAACGUUUUUACGAAGUCCUCCUCGCCGAAAUCCUGCGCCAAGUCCUCCACGAAACCGUUCGCGAGGAGACGAUCAAGCGUGUUACAGCGUAUUAUAGCCGGUGGAUACAAGCUCUUCCAACGAUUGAGGACCUGGCCAAGUCUGAGGUAAAACAGGUGGAGGAGUUUUUCUUGAAGAGAGACAUCCGCAUUGUGCGUUUUCACAUGACAGCAAGGCAAAUCUGCAGCGGGAACGGUACCAAUAACCACAAGAAUGGUGUUGGGCUACCGACCACGAUCGAAGAGCUCCAGAAUCUACCGGGUCUCGGGCAGCACACUGCUGGCUUGGUGGCUGCUGUAGUCUUCGGACAAGCAACGCCAAUGGUAGAAGUCGGCGUCGUUCGUGUCCUGGCCCGGCAACUAGGACUCAGAGCGGAUAUGAACCAGAAGGAAAACAAGGAGGUGAUCUGGGCCGCGGCGAGGAGACUGGCGGUGCAAGUGGCUUGGGAUGGAGUUGAAGUCGAAGAGGAGGCGAAGCGAAAGGAUAUGAACAAGAGAGGGCACUCGGUUGACAGACAAAACCGAGGGCCGCCCCCGCUAAGUGAUCGGGCGGGCCGCUGGGGUCAAGCACUGAUGGAACUGGGAGCAACCGUAUGUCUCCCGGCGCCAAAGAAUCCCAAGUGCGAGUUGUGUCCUAUCCAAGCCACGUGCAGAGCGUAUGCGGAAGGGUUGGAACUCGCAAGGGAGAAGGGGUUGGUUGCGAAAGAGAAGGACAGCAAGCGAGAGGUAAUGGGCAUCGAGGAUGCGGCGUGUACCUUGUGUCCUCCUGCUCUGCCCAGCGCCAAGAACACUCAGGCCCCUUUGACAAACAAGGACAAGAAAGCCAUCUCCUCCACCUUCUACGAACGAGACAUGUGGUUGAGAACCGAGGUCGCGGCUAGACUCAGCCAAAACACCGAACCAAGCAAGCUUAUUGAUCCAACGGUCAUGGAGUUUCUCGGUGCUUAUUGCCGCCAAUAUCCUCUUCUUUACUACGGUCAGCCCAAAUCCCAAAAAUAG